Messenger RNA from Amaranthus tricolor (Joseph's coat), 2142 nucleotides. RefSeq names its product shaggy-related protein kinase eta. Gene Ontology annotation, biological process: signal transduction; protein phosphorylation. NCBI's taxonomy places the organism in Eukaryota, Viridiplantae, Streptophyta, Magnoliopsida, Caryophyllales, Amaranthaceae. Gene Ontology annotation, molecular function: protein serine/threonine kinase activity; ATP binding. The transcript is spliced from 12 exons. Bases 531 to 1757 code for a protein of 408 amino acids. The record is from RefSeq and is a predicted model, not a curated record. Gene Ontology annotation, cellular component: cytoplasm.
UCAACCAAAUGUAAAAAUCCAAAACUUAGAAUUGAGGGUUGGGUGAUUGAUAAGAUCAUAGAUUAGAAGUUUAAUUUUCGGUGCCCAUCAAUAAUUAAUUCUCUCUUUUCUUAUCUACAGUAAUUAUUAUCUAGUUUAUUUGUGAAAAAUAAUGAAAGGAUGAUUAUUGAUUGGUGGUCAAAGCAAAAACAUAUGACCACUCCCCAAAUUAUGCAAAAUUCACAUGAAUUUAACAACUCCUGCCAUAACUGAAAUUCUCCAACAAGGGUAGAACUAGAAGUAGUUGAAUAUUAUCCACCCAAUCCAUGUUAUGAGUGAGUAAGAAAGAGAAAAAGAUUUCAAAAAAUACAGAAAAACAGUGGUGUUUGUACAACACUAUUAAGAGACAGUCAUACCAGUAAGCAAUAGAAAAAGUUUAAGCCUUUAUGUCUUUGUGAAUUGUUAUUUUGAGUCUACCAUUGAGGAAUUUUAGAGUGAGAAAAACCCAUUAAUAUAAUUGUUAGAAAGAGAAAGCUUGAGCUGGAUUUCACAUGGCUUCCAUGCCAGUAGUACCUCAUCAAACCCAUAAUCCUCCUCCUGAUUCUCUCCCUUCUACUAACAAACCUCUUCAUCCUUCUCAACACUCCAUGUCUGAUGAUAAGGAAAUGUCUCCUAUUGUAAUACAAGGAAAUGAUCAGGUUACUGGCCAUAUUAUUUCCACAACCAUUGGGGGCAAAAAUGGUGAGCCAAAACAGACCAUCAGUUAUAUGGCGGAACGUGUUGUUGGAACUGGAUCAUUUGGGGUCGUGUUUCAGGCAAGGUGUUUGGAGACGGGAGAAACCGUUGCAAUUAAGAAAGUCUUGCAGGAUAGACGUUACAAGAAUCGAGAGUUACAAUUGAUGCGUUUACUUGAUCAUCCCAAUGUGAUCUCCCUCAAGCAUUGUUUCUUUUCUACUACCAGUAAAGAUGAGCUAUUUCUCAACUUAGUAAUGGAAUAUGUACCGGAGUCAUUGUAUCGUGUUCUCAAGCAUUAUAGUACGGCAAAUCAAAGGAUGCCUCUUAUUUAUGUUAAGCUAUACACAUAUCAAAUUUUCCGGGGAUUGGCGUACAUCCAUACUGUUCAUGGUGUUUGCCAUAGAGAUAUCAAACCACAAAAUCUCCUUGUCGAUCCCCUCACACACCAGCUCAAAAUCUGUGACUUUGGAAGUGCUAAAGCUCUGGUUAAGGGAGAACCAAACAUAUCAUAUAUAUGUUCUCGAUAUUACCGAGCACCAGAACUAAUAUUUGGUGCAACAGAAUAUACAUCUUCUAUUGAUAUAUGGUCAGCUGGUUGUGUUCUUGCAGAGCUUCUUCUUGGCCAGCCGUUGUUCCCUGGUGAGAACGCUGUGGAUCAACUUGUGGAGAUAAUUAAGGUUCUUGGUACUCCAACUAGAGAGGAAAUUCGAUGCAUGAAUCCCAACUAUACUGAUUUUAGGUUCCCACAAAUCAAAGCACAUCCGUGGCAUAAGGUUUUUCACAAGAGAAUGCCACCUGAAGCCAUUGAUCUUGCCUCUCGUCUACUUCAGUAUUCUCCUAGUCUUCGUUGCACUGCAUUGGAAGCAUGUGCUCAUCCUUUCUUUGAUGAACUUCGGGAGCCAAAUGUGCGUCUUCCUAACGGGCGUCCGUUCCCUCCUCUUUUCAACUUUAAGCAGGAAUUAGCUGGAACUCCACCGGAGCUGAUAAACCGACUAGUACCGGAACAUAUGAGGCGGCAAAUGGGUUUUUCUUUACCUGGAUAGCAUAGAUCUAACUUUGAAGGUGGAGCAGGUAAAGUUGGAGGGUGGUGAAAUUCCAAGGAGUACUUCCCGGCUUUUGUAAUGGUGAAACUUGUGGGCUAUAUGAAGCGGUUUUAGCUCACCCUACAAAAUUGUAUACAUAUACUAGCCAUUUGGCUUGCGCUGCAGAAAUUCGGUCCCUAUGUAACUGUAUGUUAGACUCUGUACAUCGUUUUCAUGGUAAAAGCGUAUCAGGAAGGAAUAUAACAAAGAUGCAAUCUAUAUUUAAGCUUAGGUAGGGUGCUACAAUGAAGAAUAGCCUUAACAUUAAGGGGGUUUGAAGGUAUGCAGGCUGUAGCUUGUAUGACAUUUUUUUGCGCCUAAUCUAAAAUGCACUCGUGUCUACAUA